Molecule: messenger RNA, 1570 nt
Organism: Aaosphaeria arxii CBS 175.79
Lineage: Eukaryota; Fungi; Ascomycota; Dothideomycetes; Pleosporales
Product: DUF1682-domain-containing protein
Exons: 3
Coding region: 50-1360 (436 amino acids)
Biological process (GO): endoplasmic reticulum calcium ion homeostasis
Cellular component (GO): endoplasmic reticulum
Molecular function (GO): calcium ion binding
Source: RefSeq, a predicted model, not a curated record
CCUCCUCCGCCUCCACACAUUCAAUUGUGUUGACAACACAGUCACCACAAUGGCCGACUUCGUGAAGGGUAUCUUUGGUGGCCAGAAGCCUGCACCUGCUCCUGUCAGUGGCGAUGACGACUUUGCCGACUAUGCGGGCGCUCCUAACCCUGAGCCAGCAUCGCUAUCAGCAUUCACCACCGCCUCGGCACCAUCUGCCGCUCCUACGUCCACUGUUGGACAGGUUCCUUACACAAAAUGGUACCGAGUGUGGGAGCGUGUUACCAUUGACGACUUCAAGCUAGAACUCUACGUCCUGCCAUUCCUCCUCCUAGUGGUCGUCGUGCAUCUCUGGGGAACACGAAGAAACCGUAGCAAGGCCAGGACUUGGAUCAAAGCCCAUGCGCCUGUGCUACAACAGGAAUUCGCGCAGGUGGGAUACGUCCGCCCGCAGCCAUCUGCAGACGGUGCCGCCCCACAGGAGGCAGCAAAUCCCGAUAAGCUUCUCAAGGAGAAGGCUGCAGAUACCUACAUGAGCUACGCCACUGGUCGUCAGAAUGUCGCCUUUAUCGAUUUCAAGUUGACAUUGGCAAAGAGGUACAACCCCCUGAUGCGCUUCGGUGAGGCCGCAAUUGGAAUGUUCUUCGAGAGUCUGCCCGCAACCCAGGAGCGAUUGGAAGCCACGUCCUAUGUGUUUGACGGCAAGGAGGGUCAAAUUGCCCCUUUCUAUGGAAAGGGAGACGAGAAAAAGGUCCCCAACAGCACCUUCGAUGGAUUUGUCUGGGCUGUCGUUCACAAGGAUCUCAUGAAGCGUCUUCGUGAGGAUCGCUAUGAUCUGUCGCUCACCUCCUCCAAGGACCACGCCAAACUUCCGCUCUGGGUCACCGUCAUGAGCGAGAAUGCCGAAAUCACUGAGACUCUCCUCACGCCCGAAUUGAUCAAGGCAAUCAACGAUGCAGGUGAUGACUUCGAGGCCCUGGUCAUUAGUGACCAGCCCAUGGACCAGCCUAAGAAGCUUGACGAUACCACCCCUCGCAAGCGUAUCAACCUGUCCCUCAAGCUUAGCUCGAACUACGACUCAACGCUCCCGCUAUUCCAAUAUUUCCUACGUCUUCCUGACCAUCUUGUAUCCGCUGCUCACUUCCGACCUGAGGCCAUGCGUCGCAUCAAGCAAACGCGCGAGGAACAGAUUGCUAAGUUGCGUAAAUUGGACGACGAGGAGAAGGCAGAGGAGCGCAAGCUGUUGGGCGACAAGGCUAAGAAGGACAAGCGUGACCAAAUGCUUGGUCGCAUGAGCGCUUCUGAACAGAAGAAGUACCUCGACAAGGAGCGUGAAAGGGAAAACAAAAAGCGUGCCAAGGGAAAGACUAUCAAAGCAUAGUCUCAAUCUUCGAUUGCAUAGAGGCUUGGGUACCUACAUUUUAAUGAAGUUGUUGGAAGGAGCAUCGUCACCUGGAAACUGCCUUCGCACGUCUCUGGAUAAUGUCAAAAGGGUGGGUUCGUUGUAUAUUGUAAUUUUAGGCUAGCCUCUGUAGGUAUAUUGAAAAAUAUGAGACUGAUAGUCUCUGUCUGUCUCAACGGUACUCCGUGC